AUGUUACUUAUUUUCUGUAUCAGUCUUCUUGUAACAGCUAUACCAACACCAACCGGUGCUCAUCAAAGAGAUGAGAAUUUGGUCUCACUCAUCAUUGAAAAUUCUGAUUCUGGCCGUGUUAUUCCACCAACAAUACAUGGUGUUAUUCUGGAAACGAAUAUUAAUCGAGGCGAUGAUGGUGGUUUAUAUGCUGAACUUAUUUAUAAUCGUGCUUUUCAAGAAAAGGAUCGAUCAUUAGAUGGUUGGUCAACCUUUGGUGAAGCAUCAACAACUCUUACUAAAAAUCAUCCAUUACAUAGUACUCUGCCUGUUCAAUUGAGAUUUUCAAUCACGAUUCCAUCAUUUAGCACAUCUGGUAUUAGAAACGGAGGUUUCUAUGGUAUCAAUCUAACAGCUCAAAAUUAUACAACAAGUUUCUUUUAUCGAGCAUCGGCAGGUGCAUUUGUAUUCGGUGAUAAUUUAAAGGUUGGUUUUAGUGAUUCGACUGGUCAGACUGUUUAUGGCACGAAAAGUAUAGAUGUAUCUAGAGCGCCUAUUGAUCAAUGGUUUUAUUUCAAUUUUAAUAUCACGGUUUUUGAUGCUGCUCCAACUACAAAGAAUUUCUUCUUUAUUGAGUUUCCUGCGGCUAGUGAAGGUAAUUUCGAAUUUAAUUUAAUAUCAAGUUUUCCAUCGACAUUUAAAAAUCGACCAAAUGGUGCUCGAAAGGAUAUUGCACAGGCAUUUGCUGAUUUAAAACCUGGUUUUGUUCGACUUCCUGGUGGUAAUGAUCUUGAAGGUCCAUCGAUUCCUGAACGUUUUAUUUGGAAUAAUACAGUUGGUUUACUUGAAAAUCGACCUGGACGACGAGGAACAUGGACAGGUUAUAAUACAGAAGGUUUUGGAUUAUUAGAAUUAUUAACUUUUACUGAAGAUAUUGGUGCAACACCUAUUCUAGCAGUGUAUGCUGGUUAUUCAUUAGAUGGCAAAGCUGUACCAGAAGAUCAAUUACAACCUUAUAUUGAUGAAGUAAUCAAAGAAUUAGAUUUUCUUACUGCAUCAGCAGAUAAUAAUGAAAUGGGUGCUUUACGCAAACGUUUAGGUCGAAGUCAACCAUUUGAUAUUCGUUAUGUUGAAAUAGGUAAUGAAGAUUGGCUUGGUGCUGCUCCAAGUACCUAUGGUUAUCGAUGGUCAGCUUUUUAUAAAGCACUUUCUCAACGAUAUCCAAAGAUAACAUUUAUUGCAACAACAACUAAUAAUAUAAAAUCUCCACCAGCUGUUGAUGAUCAUGAUUAUCAAGUUCCAUUAUAUUUUAUAGAAAAUUUUCGUCGUUAUGAAAAUGUACCUCGAUCGGGUCCAAAAGUACUUGCUGGAGAAUUUGCAGUUAUUAAUGAUAAUGAUUCAUACAUAAAUGAUCCAUUUGGUCCUGGUCGACUAAGUUAUCCUUCAGUUAAAUCUGCGGUUGCUGAAUCGAUUUAUCGAAUUGGUUUUGAACGUAAUUCAGAUAUAAUUAUUGGUGGUUGUUAUGCUCCUGUUCUUCAAAAUGUUUACAAUACACAAUGGACACCAAAUUUAAUUGUUUUUAAUACAAGUUUUGUUGUUAAAACAACUUCAUAUCUUGCUCAAAAGAUUUUUGGUGAAAAUCUUGGUAAUCUGAUUCUUCAUUCUGUAGCUAUAGGUCCCACUAUGACACGUCAAUCAAUAAAACAAGGAGAAGAAGGUGAUGGUAAACUUGGUAAUCUUUAUUUUAUUGCUACAAAACAAACUAAUACGAAUACAUUAAUUGUUAAAUUAGCAAGUGUUGAUUCAAAGGAUAUUACUGUUACAACUCAAAUUGAAGGUUCAAUAACAUCAGCUACAGGUACUGCCUAUAUUUUAAGUGCUGGUUCAGGCGUUGAUCCUUCAAAAGUAUCGAAUACAAUUGAUAAUCCAAAUGCUGUAUCGAUCAUUACAAAAUCUGUUUCAACAGAAUUUGGAAGUUUUACAAUAACUAUUCCUUCAUGGAGUGUUGUUGUUAUUACUCUUCCUCUUUGA
This is a messenger RNA of Adineta ricciae, 2010 nucleotides long. The record is from the annotation of a GenBank genome assembly. Lineage: Eukaryota; Metazoa; Rotifera; Eurotatoria; Adinetida; Adinetidae.